Molecule: messenger RNA, 336 nt
Organism: Vigna unguiculata (cowpea)
Lineage: Eukaryota; Viridiplantae; Streptophyta; Magnoliopsida; Fabales; Fabaceae
Source: RefSeq, a predicted model, not a curated record
AUGGUGAGGAACAGAAUGCAAGCUUCUCAGAGUAGGCAGAAGGCUUACACUGACCGUAGGAGGAGACCUUUAGAGUUUGCGGCUGGGGAUCAUGCGUUCUUGAGGCUGAGAAAGUAUGUGUUCGAUCCAGCUCAUGUAUUGGAAGCCGAGGAUAUACAGAUCAGAGAGGACCUCACGGUGGAAGUGCCACCUAUUGCUUUAGAGGAUAGCAAAGUUGAGGAACGCCGAGGAAAAGCAGUCAAUCUUGUCAAAGUCAUCUGGGAUCGGAGGAUAGAUGAUUUGACUUGGGAGUUGGAGGAGGAUAUGAGGAAAUCACACCCACAUCUGUUUACCUAG